UGAAGCUGUUUUAAAGUGAAUACUACUAGAGCACUGAGAUUUUACACUUCCAGCACUAACUAGAAGAUCAUUCCAUGGAAUCAGAUAAAUACGUUAACAGUCAUCAUUAUCUGGAGUCGGAUAUUUAAAUCCGAAACUAAAAUAUUAAGCGCAUACUAACCCUUUAUACUUUAGCUCUACAUGGUGGCCCAGCACCUUACUAAGAUUCAUGUUCGCUUUCAUUUGUCAUACUGUAUUUAAAAUAAGACACGAUGAUGGAUCCUUCAAACAGACUUUGAAAAAAAAUUGCAAAGCUCUAACCGUUAUAACCUUGACAGUUCAGUCAUCACAGACUGCUGUUCUCUCAGGAGUCUAAUCUCUAAAGUGGCAUUGGAUUUGUCCCUGGCAGAAAGCUUUAAAAACAUGCCUCCCUUCUUGUGCCUCUGUGAGCCUUCAGACAAAGGCAUUUUCCUUCUAAUCUCCGAGUGUCUUGGCAGUCCUUUUUUCUGUCUGUGGAACAUUCUAGGCAGGAGAAACUAUAGCUAUGUCUUUUACCGGAGGUGUGUGUGUGGUAACAGGAGCAUGUGGCUUUCUUGGUGGAAAGCUAGUUAAGCUACUACUGGAGGAAGAGAAUCUUGAAGAGAUUCGACUGUUAGACAGAUGUAUUCGACCUGAACUCAUACAAUCACUAGAAGGUUGCCAGGGUGAGACAAAACUGAGUACGUUUGAAGGAGAUAUAAGGGACAGUGACCUGCUGAAGAAAGUGUGUAAAGGAGCAUCCAUCAUUUUCCACACUGCCUCUCUUAUCGAUGUCACUGGAGCUAUUACCUACAGCGAACUGUACGAGGUAAAUGUGAAAGGUACCAAAUUACUUCUAGAGGCAUGUAUCCAGGAGAACGUUGCUUCCUUCAUAUAUACCAGUAGCAUUGAGGUUGCUGGUCCAAAUCAUCGUGGUGACCCUAUCAUCAAUGGCAACGAGGACACAGUGUACAACUCUUACUUAAAAUUUCCCUACAGCCAGACCAAAAGAGAAGCUGAACAGCUUUGCCUUGAUGCCCAGGGUGAAAUUCUUCCAAAUGGAGGCCGGCUGGCUACCUGUGCUCUCAGGCCGAUGUAUAUAUAUGGAGAGGGCUGCCGGUUUACUUUAGGCCAUAUGAGGGAUGGAAUCCAGAAUGGUGAUGUGUUAUUGAGGACUUCACGACGUGAAGCGAAAGUCAAUCCUAUAUACGUGGGAAAUGCGACUUUCGCGCAUCUGCAGGCCGCACGAGCCCUGAGGGAUCCAGAGAAGAGAACUGUGGUUGGUGGAAACUUUUACUACAUCUCAGAUGACACUCCACCUGUGAGCUAUUCUGACUUCAACCACGCUGUUCUGUUACCACUCGGCUUUGGCAUACAGGACAGACCCUUCCUACCUUUCUCCAUUCUGUACCUCGUCUGCUUCCUCAUGGAGGUGGUCCAAGCCGUGCUCCAUCCCCUUCUACGCUUUACCCCAGCACUGAAUAGGCAGCUUUUGAUAAUGCUAAACACACAUUUCACCUUCUCUUAUCAAAAAGCCCACCGAGAUCUGGGAUACACCCCUCGUUACAACUGGGAAGAGGCACGUAAAAGGACUACAGAUUGGCUAGCGUCUGUCUUGCCCAGAGAAAGACAACGAAUGAAUAUGAAAUAAUAAUAAAAAACCCCACAAUGGUGUACUUUUAUCUUUUACUCAGUUUCAUAUAGAAUUUGGCUGCUUUAAAUCUCUUUCCUGUAAACGGGUAACUGCAAAUAAAGUCAAAUCUGUUUAGAAGCCACAUGCAAAAGUCUAAAAUCUUAAAGCAGAAAAUAAUUUUUCGGAUCAUGUGGAGAAUCCUUUAAUUAAGCUAAACGAAGCUAAAUUGGUUUGUUAAAGAGUGUUUUUGCUUUACUUUACUGUUUAUUUCGGUUUUUUUAAGUCAUGUUUAGUAUUCUAGAACAGGGUUUCCCAAACUUUUCCAGGGCAAGGCCCCCCAAAUGGCAUUAACAUUUGACCGAAGCCCCCCUUUUGCAAGAUGUCUUUAAAACACAUUAAAAAUACAGACUUCUGAAUAUAUCCCCCUUUUUUUUUUUUUAUUAAUUCUUACAUCUUUACAUUACAUUAGGAGUUGAUUGUGUGUGUGUGUGUGUGUGUGUGUGUGUGUGGUUGUCAGAGUGAGAAAGAGAAAACAUACUAGUGGGAUGGAUGGGCACACCAAAUUGUUGAGGCCCCCUGGGCGCCCCCUGGGCGCCCCCUGGUGGCCCCCACUUUGAAAACCACUGUUCUAGAAUGUGGACUGUGUAAUAUGUGUAAACAUUACUUUAUUUGAAUGAUUUACUUUUACUUGACAUAAAAUAAUCAAUGCCAAAACAAAUGUAAUCAAUAAAAAAAAAAAAAAAAGCA
Molecule: messenger RNA, 2377 nt
Organism: Ictalurus furcatus (blue catfish)
Lineage: Eukaryota; Metazoa; Chordata; Actinopteri; Siluriformes; Ictaluridae
Gene: hsd3b1
Product: hydroxy-delta-5-steroid dehydrogenase, 3 beta- and steroid delta-isomerase 1
Exons: 3
Coding region: 524-1648 (374 amino acids)
Biological process (GO): steroid biosynthetic process
Molecular function (GO): 3-beta-hydroxy-Delta5-steroid dehydrogenase (NAD+) activity
Source: RefSeq, a predicted model, not a curated record